This is a messenger RNA of Gongylonema pulchrum, 386 nucleotides long. Lineage: Eukaryota; Metazoa; Nematoda; Chromadorea; Rhabditida; Gongylonematidae. The record is from the annotation of a GenBank genome assembly.
CUGUCGGAUUCGACAAGCUCAUCAUCGUCGUCGACCCAGGAGCCAAUCUCUCCGGACGGUGGAUAUGGUUGGAUUAUUGUCUGUGCCUCAUUUCUCAUCCAUUUUAUCUGUGACGGAAUUUCAUUUUCUUACGGCAUAAUGUUUCCCGAAAUUCAGCAAUAUUUUAAAGCAACAAAAACGAUGUCUGGUAUUGUGGGCUCGAUUUUUUUGGCCAUACCACUGCUAUCGGGACCUCUGGCUGGCGCUUUAACAGAUAUAUACGAUUGCCGGUAUGAUAGUUUUUUCCAGUAUUUCACAUGCAAUUCUACUGUGCUUCAAAAUUUCAAAAAUGAAAUACGGGAUAAAUUUUUUUUUUGGAUUCUAAAAUUUAGUUUUUUUUUUUGAAA